This is a messenger RNA of Paramecium pentaurelia, 186 nucleotides long. NCBI's taxonomy places the organism in Eukaryota, Ciliophora, Oligohymenophorea, Peniculida, Parameciidae. The record is from the annotation of a GenBank genome assembly.
AUGAAAACUUUAUAAUUAAAAAUUGAACAAUUCAAUUUAAUAUUUUCGAGAAAUGAAGCAAUAAUCUAAAAGGAAAUUGAGUAACUGAAAUUAGAUAUUGAAAAAGAGACUAUUAUAUAAGGCUCUAGGUAUCUAUACAAUUCUAUCAUAAAUAUUAGACUCCUAGAAAAAAUAACUUAGAGAUGA